AAUAGUUUGUGUUCGUUCUUUAUAUAUCUUCUCUUUGGUUUCAUGAUACGGACUCUAUGUCCUCAUGCCGUGACUUGGAAAUAACGCUUGGCAUUUGUUAGAGCUUUUACUCUGUGGCGCUAUUGGGCCUAACACCGCACCGCUUCUCGCUUGGCACUCACCCCCUCUAUAUGCUACCCGUGGAGAAGGGUCGACGGCUUGGCAGGCAACCCGUCACAGCACUAGACCGUUUGUCGUCGGUGCCUGCAUCCGCGCCACGCAGGGUGCCCUCAUGGAUGCAUUCCUCCCUCACAUCGAGUUCCCCCAUACAUACACCAUUACCACAUCCAUCAUGCAUCCUCCCAGAGCCACUCUUGGCUGGCCAAUGUAGAGACUCGGACGACUGGUCGGGGUACAGAAUGUCAGACCGGAGGAUUCGGUGUCACGUCAAUGAAAAUCAUAUCAUUUGGCCGUCGACUACGUGCCCACUGGCAGCGGACAUUCAUUACGGCAUUAAGUACCUGGGUUUACAAGUAUGUCACGGUCACCUAUCUACCUAUUUCUAUUCUAUGGAACGCAAAGGGCACCACUCAAGCCCUUAUUCUUAUCACCGUGUUCCAAACAUCAAGAGCUUUUUUUUUGAACUUGUGAGAGGAGGAAUCCAAAGGCGGUGUAGUAUUAAUGAUCACGAACACCUUGCUGCAACGUUACCUAGGAAGCAAUCUCCCCUCACCUCGAGUCUACCUCGACCCCCUUUUACAACACUCGACUACACCUGCGUAUCUUCUUACCAUCUUUCUUUCCUCAAUUCUUGAGCAUGCAGUUUGUUCGCGUCUUUACGUACAUUGCUUCUUGUCUCUCUGUAGCUCGUGCUUUUAGCGUGACUGUUGGGACUCCCACUCAAUGUGAUCCUCUCAAGAUUUCAUGGACUGGUGGGCAAGCGCCGUUUGAAAUACACUUAACUCCCGUUCGUCGGCGCUUCGCCUCAGGCUCAUCAAUCACAUGCUAAAUUUUGUGCUUUCCAGUCUUUAAAUCCUUAUCAGAACGUAUCUGUACCAGCAUCAGCCUUUAA
Suillus fuscotomentosus is the source of this 1051-nucleotide messenger RNA. RefSeq lists its product as uncharacterized. The transcript is spliced from 3 exons. Bases 171 to 794 code for a protein of 207 amino acids. The record is from RefSeq and is a predicted model, not a curated record. Lineage: Eukaryota; Fungi; Basidiomycota; Agaricomycetes; Boletales; Suillaceae.